UGAUAAUAGUAAUAUUAUAUUAUUUAAAAUGAUACACAAAAUUACGCAAAUCUUAUGGGUCUCUAAUCCCUAUUUUUUGAUUCGUUGAUAUUUUGAGAUUAUCGACGAUUUCCCUGAUGACCGCCGUCCGACGGCGAUCCUUUGGUGGGAGUCAAAAAUGAGGUAUUUAUUACACUACAGCAACACACGUCCAGACGGCAGACACAGCAUAUCGGCCAUCCACCCAUAACUGGCGACUGCAGAGUGCACAUCACCAUUGUCCAUUGUUCAUUCUUCAGAUCGCGGUCCGCAUGGUAGGUCGUUUGUUCUCUCCAAGAGGAUCGGACGUAAUUUUAUAAUAUUAUAAAUUACUAAUUGAAUUUUUUUGGUGAAGUUUGUUCAUACAGCGAGUAUAUUUUUUGUAUCAAGACAUCAAGUACUUAUUUACUCGUUCUGACGACAUCGUCGCCUUGUCAACUAUUUACCUAUAUUAUUCGUGUUGUGAACUUAAUUAAAAUUAUACAAAACUAAAAUGGAAUCCUUAAUACAAAUUAUUAAUAAACUACAAGACGUUUUUGCUGUGAUCGGUGAACAUAAAAUCGAUUUACCGCAGAUAGUUGUCGUUGGAUCACAGAGUUCGGGUAAAAGCUCUGUCCUGGAGAGUCUAGUUGGAAGAUCGUUUUUACCUCGAGGUACAGGUAUUGUAACUCGUGCUCCUUUGAUUUUACAAAUGAUUAGGUAUUCAAAACAUGACAAAGAAAAUAUGAUAAAAUCAACAAAAAAUAAAAAUAUUCAAUGUUGGGCAACUUUUCUUCAUAAACCUGGAACAAUUUAUGACAAUUUUGAUGAAGUAAGACACGAAAUUGAAAAACAAACAGAUGUCUUGGCCGGUUCCAAUAAAGGAAUAACACAUGAACCCAUAGUUUUAAAAGUUUUUACACUUUCUUACGACCUUACAUUUGUUGAUCUCCCUGGCAUAACUAAAGUCCCAGUUGGAGAUCAACCAGAAGACAUUGAUGAACAAAUCCAAGAGUUAAUUUUUAAAUAUGUUGAACAAGAAAAUGCUAUUAUUUUAGCUGUUGUAACAGCAAAUACUGAUCCAACUACAUCAGAAAGUUUAAAAAUAGCUAGGAAAAUGGAUCCUAAUGGCAUUAGAACAAUUGCAGUAGUUACAAAAUUAGAUUUAAUAGAUAAGGGUACAAUACAAGAUACUACUGAAUUACUCUGUGGUCAUAAAAUACCAGUAAAACUUGGUAUUAUUGGCGUUGUAAACCGAAGUCAAAAAGACAUUAAUGACAAUAAAUCGAUGCAAGAAACUUUAAAAAGUGAAAAGGAGUUUUUAAGGUUAAAUUAUCCUGACAUAUAUAAAAAGCACGGUAACAAAGUCCUUGCAAAAACACUUCAAGACAUACUUGUUAAACAUAUUAAAAAAACGUACCCAGUUUUGCACAAAAAUUUACAAGAUACCAAACUUAGAUUGGAAAAUGAAUUAGCAACAUUGCAAACACCAGACAGCAAGGUGUCUUUUAUAUUAACUUUAUUGAAAAAUAUAUCAAAAUCGUAUUGCGAUACAAUUUUAGGAAAUAGAAAAGAUAUUUCUGAUAAAAUAGUUAUUGGUGGUGCACGAAUUUCAGAAAUUAUCAAUGAAGAAUACAUAGAUAAAAUUAAUCAAAUUAAUCCGCUUUAUGAUUUAUCCGAUGAACAGAUAGGAAUUAUUUUAUUAAACGCUUCUGGGAUCACAAAAAGUUCUUUUGUGAAUGAAAAAGCUUUGGAACAUAUGAUUUUUAGACAAUUAAAUAACAUUAUUGAACCAUCAAUGUCAAGUGUUGACUUUGUACGUGUUGAGAUGUUAAAGAUAUUUGAUUCAAUCGAUGAAAAUAUUUUGGAAACAUUAAAAAGAUUUCCACGGAUAAAUUCUGAUGUAAGGAAUGUUCUUAACAAAAUGUUGGAUGAAAAAUUAAAUGAUUUAAAAAUUUUUAUAAAGUCGUUUAUUGAGACCUACCAAACAUGUUUAAAUACGACAAAUCCAAAUUUUUUAUUCCAAUUGGUUCGAUCAUCUACUGAAAUGCAGGAUGAAAAUAUUUCAGCAUUUAUGAACAACACAGGUAAAAGUAUAGAUGACCACAAAUUUGUAAUUUCAGAAGAUAACGAAAAAGAAGAAAGCGAGAAAAAAAUACAACUAUUUAAACAAAUGUUAUCCGGUUUAAAUGAUUUAGAUAAAAACAUCGAAACAUCUAAGCAAGUUAAAAUUCAUAAAUGUUUAACACAAUGUUAUUUCGAGUUUAUUCGUGAGAUAAUUAGGGAUUUUGUGCCCAAACGAAUACACCAUAAAAUGGUAAAAUUAGUUUUGGAUAAUUUUGAACAGGAAUUAGAUGAUAAAGUUUUUACACCAUAUGUAAUAAAUCGAUCGUUCGAAGAAGUAAUGACUGAAGAAGAGGGUGUAAUAGAUGAACGCCAAAGAGUUGAAAAUAUGUUGAAUGCAGUUAAUAUAGCUUUAAAAAAUAUGAUAGAUAUACAGUGUUUCUGAAUAAAAAGUUAAUAUCAAAAGUAAUUGUUUUAACAUUGUUUUAUAUGUUUUAACAAAAUAUUUAAAAGCAAAAUUAUUAAAUUAAUUGAUAAAUAUUCAAUAGCUUAACUUAUAUUAAAUUAUAUUAUUAUUUUUAAAAAAAGAUUAAAAGAAAACAACUUUUACUGGUUCAUCACUAUUAAAUUUAUUUAACUCAUAUUUAGUAGUUUGCUUUAAAAUAAAUUAUCUCUAUUUUUAUUAUUUUAAAAAUUUAAAGUUAUUUCAUUAGUAAUAGUAACUAAUGCACAGUAUUAAGUUUUUUUUGAUCAAAUAUCUUAUAUUGACAUAUUCAAUAGUUUUGUUCUGAUAUAAUUUAAAUUUAAGUCAAAGGAAACUAUAAUGAGUUCUUAGUUUACUUAUUUAAGAAUAAAGGAUAAUGUAGUUAAUAAUUUUUGUAUUUCAUUAUUAUUUAUUCAUAAUUUAUACCUAAGCUGAUGAUUUACAAAAAUAGUUUAAUGGUUUAAGUUAGUUACCUGGAACUUGUUUUUAAAACUGAGUGAUAACUAUCAUAAGGAGAAUCUGUUUAUAACAAAUAAUUAUGUAUUUUGUAUGUUUUUUUAAUGAUACAUUUAAAAAUACAAUUAUACAUUCUCAAUAUUUCAUGUUUCAAGAGCUCUAAAAGUUUAUCUUAUUCAAUUUGAUGUAUUACCUACUAUUAUGAUUAAAAUUUUUUUUAAAAAAAUGUA
Molecule: messenger RNA, 3231 nt
Organism: Aphis gossypii (cotton aphid)
Lineage: Eukaryota; Metazoa; Arthropoda; Insecta; Hemiptera; Aphididae
Product: dynamin-1-like protein
Exons: 3
Coding region: 512-2506 (664 amino acids)
Cellular component (GO): microtubule; membrane; cytoplasm
Molecular function (GO): microtubule binding; GTP binding; GTPase activity
Source: RefSeq, a predicted model, not a curated record